Messenger RNA from Mercenaria mercenaria, 711 nucleotides. Its product is annotated as CD2-associated protein-like. Gene Ontology annotation, molecular function: protein binding. Bases 1 to 711 code for a protein of 236 amino acids. Lineage: Eukaryota; Metazoa; Mollusca; Bivalvia; Venerida; Veneridae. The transcript has 6 exons. The record is from RefSeq and is a predicted model, not a curated record.
AUGGAUACCAUUUCUGAGCAAUGUCCCAAGAAAUCAAAAGAUGUGAAGGAAACAACCGCAAAAUCCAACAUAUCUUUGAAAGAUGUUUUAGCUGAUAUAAAAACGUUUCGGAAAGAAAUAACCCAAACACUAGAUGAACUAGAAAGACAAGCUGAAGAUGCAAAUAAAGCAAUAUUAACCCUACUUGACAAGGAGAGGUCACUGGGUACAUUCACAGAAAAAUCAUCAAAACAACCAAGUCCUCCUCCACCUAUUGAUAUAACUUUACAACAGGGUACUAGUACAUUCUGUGAACAGACAUCAAAAGACAAUGUCAGAUGCGGAAAAACAGGAAUGGCUCUCCUUACUCCUCAGCAGUUUGAGUGUACAGAGACACCGGUUAAACAGCUCAAAGCCAAAGCCAAAGACGGGCGCCCGAAGCCAAGACCGACACCUAAAAUGAGUCUACCACAGUGUAAAUGUCUAUAUGCUUACGAUAAUCAGAAUACAGAUGAGCUAAGUUUUUACAAGGGGGAUAUUAUAGAAAUAAUCACAGAAGACCCAGCUGGAUGGUGGUAUUGUAGAUUACGAGGGAAGGAGGGACUGUUUCCUGCCAACUGUGUUGAGAAAAUACUCAAGUUAACAAUCCACCGUAUAUUCAGUGCAACAUUACCAUCAUCAAACGAGCUGCUAGCAGAGAAACUCAAAUUCAACGUAAACAUUUAUUACUAG